GUAACACAAAUGGCGCUUUUUGCGAACAAGAUGCAGAGCCUACGCACAUCUUUCAUCCGACGUCCACGUCGUCCGCACCGUUGUCUGAAGCAUUCAUUUGCUUCCAGCCCUCCUCCUGCUCCAACAUGGCCGCCUCUCCAUCCCAGCAGUACGCCUACCGCGCCCAGAAAUCCCUCGGUCUUGUUGGCGGCACUCCAAACUAUGAGCCCAUCGACAGCUUCCAGGGACCAGAUGACCCCGCACGCACAUACAAAUACAGCCCCGAUGGCCGUCUUUUUGCAUAUGCUGUGCCCUCUGGCGUCCGCAUCCACCAGGCAGAGAGUGCACAGCUGCUGCAGGAGCUCUCACUCCCCAACAUCGUCGACAUCAGCUUUUCCCCGCGUGGUACCUACCUUUCGACCUGGGAGCGACCAGUCAAACUCGAAGAUGGCGCACAGCACAAGAAUCUAAGGGUCUUCUCCGUCUCGACUGGCGAAGAGCUCGUGGCGUUCACGCAGAAGUCGCAGGAGGGCUGGGAUUUGCAGUACACUAUCUCCGAGUCCCACGCAAUCAGGCUCUUGGGGCAGGAGAUCCAGGUCUUCCAUCCUGCAGAGUGGUCUAGCGGCGUUGUGGACAAGCUGAAGGUGGAGGGUGCGUCAAGUGUAGCAUUGAGCCCGGGCCUGAACCCAUCGGUGGCAGUGUUCAUUGCCGAGAGAAAUGGCGCUCCUGCCAGCGUCAAGAUCUACAGCCUCAUGGGCCUUAACGCCCCGCCGACGUGCCAGAAGACUUUUUUCAAGGCCGACAAGUCGCAGAUCAUAUGGAACACGCUCGGGACGCAGGUGCUCGUCCUGACACAGACUGAGGUCGACCAGGCGAACAAGAGUUACUACGGCGAGACCGGUGGGUUGUACUUAAUGAGUGCGGUAGGCAACUUCGACUGUCGUGUGACGCUCGACAAGGAGGGACCGGUUCAUGACAUCGCAUGGAGCCCGAAUUCGAAAGAGUUUGGUGUGAUCUACGGAUACAUGCCGGCCAAGGCAAUGUUGUUCGACCAGCGAGCACGCUCGCUGCAUGACUUCAACACCGCAUUCUGCAACUUCAUCUCAUUCAACCCGCAGGGUCGGUUGUUGGCCAUGGCCGGCUUUGGUAACCUCGCUGGGAGGGUUGACAUAUACGACCGUCGAACACUCAUUAAGGUGACUAGCAUCGAUGCGUCCAAUACUUCGCACUGCGAAUGGUCACCCGACGGGCGAUUCCUGCUCACUGCGACGCUUUCGCCGCGUCUACGCGUCGACAAUGGGAUCAGGAUCUGGCACUGCACGGGCCCACUCGUACACGUCCAUACAAUCGACGAGCUCUACCAGGCCUCGUGGCGGCCAACGCCGGUGGACGCCGUCCCGACCUUUCCACAAGUCAUCCCACCGGCGCCCGCGCCCGCAGCAAGCGUGCAAGCACACGCUGCGAUCGCCAAGCCAACUCCGACGAAGUCGGCGGGGACGUACCGCCCACCGGGCGCGCGAGGCCUGGAGGCGUCCUCUGCGUACAAACGAGAUGAGAGCUCUCCGAGCGCUUCGUCCACGCCCAAUGGCCGAUAUAGCCGCAGCCCUGCGCCAGGUCGCGUGAGCGCAAACGGCCGCAGGUAUGUCCCGGGCGCACCGACGUCGCCGUCGCCCGUGCCGUCCAACAACGUGGAUACGGAGAAACGGGGGCGCAAGCGGAAGGGCGGGAAGAAGGAGGUCAUGGAGAAGCUGGCCGUGGAGGGCGGGAGGAAGGAGGUCAUGGAGAAGCAAGCCGUGGACGGCGGCAAGGAGUUGAUCCUACCCUCUGUGAACAUACAGGUAAACGGUGUGCCCGAGACGCCAUUGAGUCCUACGAACGGCUCCGUACCACCUACGCCUGGUGCUGAUGGUGGCGGGUUGGAUUCAAUUGCGAAGAAGCUUCGCAACCUCAACAAAAAGGCAAUCGAGGAGCUCAAGGAGAAGGUAAAGAAGGGCGAGCGAUUGGAGGUCACACAGCUUAAGAAGAUCGAGACCGAGGCGGAUAUACGGAAAGAGCUGGCAGGUCUUGGUGUCACGUCGUAACCCUCGCCGCUUUUCCGUCCUCCCCUGCUAGGUUUUCUUUGUCUGUCUCCAUAGUAGUCUCAGCUGCACAUCCAUUGCUAUCUCGGACAUCGUCUUGCUGGAGGUUCUGAAUUACAUCCCCUCCUCA
This is a messenger RNA of Laetiporus sulphureus 93-53, 2187 nucleotides long. RefSeq names its product translation initiation factor eIF-2A. The transcript is spliced from 5 exons. Gene Ontology annotation, cellular component: cytosolic small ribosomal subunit. The record is from RefSeq and is a predicted model, not a curated record. Gene Ontology annotation, molecular function: ribosome binding; translation initiation factor activity; tRNA binding. Bases 126 to 2060 code for a protein of 644 amino acids. Gene Ontology annotation, biological process: translational initiation. NCBI's taxonomy places the organism in Eukaryota, Fungi, Basidiomycota, Agaricomycetes, Polyporales, Laetiporaceae.